UAUGUGUUUACUAGCAAGAGAGUAUGAGAUUGAAUAAAUUUAAUUGAUUUGGGAUAAGAUGUUCGAGAAGUUUAAGAAAAUCAAACUGAAAUUUUUAGAUGCCAUGGUAUUAACUAUGAUGAUUUAAUUAAAACCUUAAUGUAAAAAAUUAAAGAUUAAUAUUAUAAGUACUCAAGAUUGAAUACAUAAACAAUUUUGAAGUUUUGUUAUUAUUCCAAAAUUACCCAGCAAAGGAUAACUAUUAAUAAAUGAUUGCAUAGGCAGAAAAAAUAGAAAGUAAAACAUAUAUAUGAUAAUAAAUAUAGAAUAAUUAAGAGGAUUGGAGAAAACAUCAUGGAUUGAGAUUAUAAAGAGAUUCAAUAUACCUUACACUUUAAUGAUUUAUUUUCGGAAUAAUUGAACUAUUGAUUUGAAUUAAU
This is a messenger RNA of Paramecium sonneborni, 419 nucleotides long. The record is from the annotation of a GenBank genome assembly. Lineage: Eukaryota; Ciliophora; Oligohymenophorea; Peniculida; Parameciidae.